Molecule: messenger RNA, 323 nt
Organism: Staurois parvus
Lineage: Eukaryota; Metazoa; Chordata; Amphibia; Anura; Ranidae
Source: the annotation of a GenBank genome assembly
AUGUGCCACUUUCGGGUCUCCUCACACUGCUGCCAGGUCCAUACUGAUUCAUGGCUCCCUGCCUCUGUAUGGCCUUCAAUUUAAGCUGCUUACGCUUCGCCACUCUGCCAUGGGCCCCUGUACCGCCUCCUCUUGCUGCUGCCAGGUCCAGAGUGUGUCAUGGGUCCCUGUACGGCCUCCCAUUGCUGCUGACUUCAUCGCCAGACUCUGCCAUGUGCCACUUUCAGGUCUCCUUACACUGUUGGUGGGUUCCAUUUUGUGAUAGGGUGCUGUAUGGCCUUCCAUUGCUGCUGCAUCCACCGCCACCCUGCGCCAUGUGUCUC